AUGGCAGAACGUGAAAGAAGAGCGGGUGAUAGAGUAAGGCUGUCAUUGAUCUCUCUUUCUUUCGCGCCUUUUCUCGCUCCCUUUGUCUGUCUGCUCUCUCUCACUCUAUCUUGCUCUCGCUUUCUUUCUGUGGAUGCGUCCUCGCUCUACGAAGCACGGCGGAGUUCGGACAGCCUGCCGCCUUCUCCUCUCCUCUCCGUCGAGUUCUUCUGGAACCCUUUCUCGUGCGCGAAUCCGGAGGAAGAGUGGGAGGCCGCAUCCGGCGGAGGAGUCCACCGCCGAAGACGCCGAGGUCACGGUCGGCGCCGCCUCACGGAGAGGUCGUACGUUCCCAGGCUUCUGCUUCCCUGAAAGGCCGCUCCGGGUAUGUUCUAGUGCCGUCUUUCGACGAAUUCUCGCCUUUCGUUGAUUCGGGGGUUAUGUUCUAGUGCCGUCUUUCGACGAAUUCUGGCCCUUCGUUGAUUCGGGGGUUAUGUUCUAGUGCCGUCUUUCGAUGGGUUCGUGAUUUUCUGUGUCGGGGGCAUCUUCUUAUGGACUCUUUGGAUGGGAUCUUUAUUUUCUUUGAUUUGGACUUUCGGUUGCCUGCGGUGGUGGGGGUGGUGCGAGAUUGCUGAAGAAAGCUCUGGCUUUCCUCCUUCCUCUUAUUUAUUUACCUUCUUCCGAUUUGUUUUGCCGCUUCGUUGCUGAUUCGAUUUGAUGUUUGGUCUGGGUAGGGGGAUCUAUCUUCUUCUUUAGACUUCCAUCCGAUUGCUCUUUGGGGACGGAUGAGUUUACCGUCUGGAGGAGAAAAGAUUAUUUCAGCAAGGUUUAUCGAUUGACGGUGACGGGUGAGCGUGUUGAAUCAAGGGGCACAUUCGAUUUUCAGAUCGCUGAGCGAUCGACCAGUUUCUGGAGAAGAACCCGGUGAUUUCCGGCAGGAAACAACACCCUCCGUACCUGCAGCUCUCCCGAGCGUUAUUCCCCACCCAGAAAAACCAUCAGAACUUGGUGGCGGGCUGUCCUGUUGAGAAAGCAGCUGGAAUCGAGGGAGGAAGUGUGGACGAGGUUGUCGGGCUACAGGAGGAAGCGAGGAUGUCUCCCAUCCCGGAUCGGGUACAUGCUUCGACGUCCCUCAUUCCUUUCCUUGACGGCGACUGUAGAGAGCUUUCUCUCUCCAUCCCAAAGCACAUCACAUCUUGACAAUAGGAAUGUCCUAUCCAAAAUCGACAGGUGCAGGUCGGAAAUUCUCCAUUAUACAAGGUAGAGAGAAUGUUGGGUGCAGGAGGUUUUGGGCUGGUCUACAUUGGACGAAGGGUGGCUGGUGGAUCUCAGGGCGAUGGGCCCAAUGCCUUUAAGGUUUAGUUUCAACCUCCCAUCACUCCUGCCAAGGGAAUCUUUAAAUACUGCUGUUUUAUGUUGUCUCUUUCAUUUUCCUGCGGUGGGUGUAGGUAGCACUGAAGUUUGAGCAUAGAAAUAGCACGGGUUGCAGAUUUGGCCCCCCAUAUGAAUGGCAAGUUUAUGAGUAAGAAGACACCCCCUACUGCUCUAAUUUAUUACGUAUUGUGUCGAUCUAAAACUACGUUCUUCAUCUGACUUUGUGAAUAUGGUUUUAGCCAUCUCAAGGGAUGCUAUGGAUUGCCUAGGGUGCACUACAAGGGCCGCCAAGGAGAUUAUUUCGUCAUGGUUGGCGUAGAGUCUUUCAUUUUAUUGUUUCCUCGAAUUAUGUUUUUUAUUGAAAGCUAAUUAUGAUAUUGUUGAUGAUGAUUGCUGCAGAUCAUGGACAUCCUUGGACCAAGUCUCCUGGAUGUGUUCAUAUCCAUUGGGCAAGUGUAAGAAAAUAAUCUUGACUUCAUAUUCAAAGUCAAUAUUCUGUUGAGAAUUGUGCUAUUGAGUUUGACUAACUCCUUGGACAGAAUGCCACCAAAUAUGGUGGCUUGUAUUGCUGUGGAGGCAAUAUCCAUCCUUGAGAAGCUACACCAAAAAGGGUACGUAUGGCUUUGUGGCAGUGUGAUAUUUUUUCAAUUAAAUUUUUGCAAAGGUCACAGUAAUCAAUUCAUUGCUCCCUUGUGCACUCCCCUCCCUCCCUCCACCCACACAAAAAAAAAAACAUGCCAGGUUUGUGCAUGGAGACGUCAAGCCAGAGAAUUUAUUGUUGGGUAAACCCGGAAGCUCAGGGGAGAAGAAGCUUUUUCUCAUCGACUUUGGGCUGGGUAUGUUGCUGCAUUCCAAUCACUUCUUGUUUUCACCUUUCGCACCUAUUGAUUUUAGAGUAGGGUUUGUUUUUCCAAGUAUAUAAACAAAUUCGUCUUGACUGAGAAGUCCCUGUCUGUAUCAACAUCAGUGAUAUUUUUGUGCUUUGUUCAGAGCCUGUACAAAUGCUAAUUGGUGUCAUUAAUAUUUUAAUCAGCUUCAAUGUGGAGGGACAGUUUGUCAGGCCAGCAUGUCAGCUUAUGCCAACAGCCAGAUAAUUUCAGGUUUUUUGGGAAACGAUAUUCUAUUUUUUCCCUAAAUUCUUAGCUAAGAGGAGGAUUCAUAAAAUCUUACCCCUACCUUACUAUCUAUCUCAUGUUCCCUAGGGGCACAACACGAUAUGCAAGCGUCCAUGCACAUUUAGGCCUCACAGCGAGUAGAAGAGAUGAUCUUGAGUCAUUGGCCUACACUCUGAUUUUUUUGAUUAAAGGAAGGCUGCCGUGGGAAGGCUAUCAGGUUUGCUUUCACCUCUACUUGUACAUGUUCUCCCAUCUCUUUGAUUGAUCACUUGCUGAUUCUUAUGCCAACUAUGUAGGGGAAUGACAAGAGGUUUCUAGUCUUCAUGAACAAGACUGUAACCUCCCCCGAGACGCUGUGUGGUGGCUGUCCCCCUCCUUUUGCACAAUUCCUUGAAGCAGUGAAGAAGAUACAAUUUGUUGAGCAGCCCACCUACUCGAAGCUCAUUUCUCUUUUUGGAAGCUUGAUAUGCCCCCCCUGCACCCUGUUAAAGACCAUUCGGAUUGAUGCAAUUUUGAAGGUGGUUGCAAACAUGACAUCACUGAAAUUACCUCACAUAUUUUUAUUUUAUGUCAGAUGGUUUUAUCUCUUUUUCAUGGCUCUAUCAUCUGUUGUUAAAUAGGCUGACCAUGUUUCCAACAGGUUCACCAAAAACGUGGAAGAUUGCAGGUAAAUAAUGAAGAAGAUGAGUGUCAUAGAAAGAAACGGAUAAAAUGUUUGAUUGAUGACAGACCAUGACCAUGUACAUGUAAGAAUAUAAAUAAAAUCUGUAAAGUGCCAAUUGAGAAAACAUAAAUCUCAUGACUAAAUUAUUUAUUAUUAUUGUUAUUAUUUAUUCAUAAAGAAAACGAUAGUUUAAAAGCCUCAUAUUAAGGGCAUGAAUAUAAUACUUUUUUAAUGUAAUCAUAGCUAUUGAUAAAGGUGUGUAAUUAAUAUUUAUGCAAAAACAGAAACUAUAUCAAUCAAUGAUAAUAAUACAAGACAAUCAUUUAGAGGGCGUGAGUAUAAGUAGAUAUUUAUAUCAUAGUUACUCUUGCUAGGAAUAUGUAUCAUUUAUUGCCAACAUUUAAACUUUAGAAAUGUUUUGUACCUACUAUCUAUUCACCUUAGAAAUGGCACCACUUUGGACGUAACCUAUUGAGUACAGGAAUAUAAUAUGUUUAAGUACAUUCACACUUACAAAUUAUCAGAAAUAAUUAUUAGACCGAUAAAUGUAAAUUUUAUGCAUAAAUAAUGAAUAUUACUUUUUUAUAAGAAAGCUGGCACAUAAAAAUAUAGUAUUAAAGGGAAGAAAUCUAAUAUUAUUUCAUACAAUCAUAAUGAUUAGUUGCAAUGAAUAAUUACUAUAGUUUACCAAAAUGAAAAUUUUAUCAGUAAAUAAAUGAACACUACAAGUAUUGGAUUAAAUGGCACGAAUUUGAUAGUUUAGGUUAUAUUUAUAAUUACUAAUCACUAUGAUUAAUAUUAUUUAUUAGAAUAUGUAAAGUUAUGAAGAAAUAAGAAUUAUGUAUUGGAAGCUUAUGUGUCCACCAAAGGACACACAUCCACCCCAUAAUGUGUUUAGAACCACAUGUAGUCCAAAACUGAAAGUAAUGUAAUGUCGUAAUUGGUUCCCAUCAUAGUAAAAGUAUGAUUUCUUUAGUGAUGAUCUAAAAAUUAAGAAGCAUCUAGAUUCAUAGAAGAUUGGGUAUAUAAAGAGGAGUUUGAAAUAAAAGUCGCAUAGUUAUGCUUUGUAAUGUUUUCAAUUUGAAAAGCAUAUCUUGACAAAGUUAAAUCUUAUAUGAUUCACAUGAAUGAAUGUCAUCGUAUAUACUUUUUAUACAUUGCACCCUCUAGAUGUUUUCCUAAACUUGAAGAAAAAUGUACCCAUCGUCAAAUCUUGAUUCAUUCUAUUGAUGAGUGGAAAAUAAAUUUCUUGUCUAAACUAAGACUUUAAGCAUAAGUAGGAAGUUAUUGUAUUAACAAGUGUGCCGACCAUCACAUUUAUAAGGAUAAUGAAUUAAUCAUGGAAAGUAUUUAUUGAAACAAAUUAUUAUCUAUUUUGACUGUAGUCUAAUGUACAAUUGUAAUUAAGAGUUACAUAAUUCUAUAUGCGACCCCUAUUAAAUGUUUUUGAGCCAAAUCUAUAUUGUAUAUAAAUUUGUAUAUAGUUUUACACAUAUAAAAUGAGAUUUUUGCCUUUUUAAGAGUACACGUUCAAUAUUUUCAAGUAAAUUGAUAAUAUUUUCAAGUACAAUAUUUUUACCUUUAUUAUUUGUUAAUAUAAUGCCUUUUUUUGUCAUAAUAGAAAACCACUGAUAAGUUUUCAUUAUCAUGAGUUAAUAAUUAGUAAAUAACUCAUGAUAAAUAGACUUAUAUUUUUUUUAAAUUAUGAAAAAUAGUUUUCAAUUGAUUAAUGUAAUUUUUUUAGCUAAUUAGAUAAUUUUUUAUGCAUUUAUAUGAUUUUUAUAAUCCUAUUUUUUGAGAUAAAUCAAGAAAAAGAAAUUAAAAAAAAAUAUAGCAAAAAAGAGGGGACCCGUCAACCAACCAGGCCUAUAAGUAGAUUAGAAGUGUAGUCGGGGGGAGCCACGAGCAAGGGCUUGGGUGACUAGGACCAAUGGAGGCAUGUGUGCACCACUCCCCUUCCACGUCGCUGGUGGCCAGCCAAGUCUUAUGUAAGGAGUGGUUGUACAUGUGAGAGAAAAGUACUCAUUACUUGUAAAUGUGAUAUUACUAUAUAUUUGCUUAAAACAUUGGCGCACAAGUGAUGUGGGACUAAACCCACAUCACACCUUUCCUUGAAAGGCUUUGACGAUUUUAAUACCUAAAUUACUCCUUAAUUAUAAUAGAGAUAUACUAUGAAGACGUCACUUGAUAAGGGCAUUAGAGUACUUAUUUCAAUCUCUCUUAUAUAGGUGGACAAUCAGCACGGGUUUGAAUCCUCUUAGAGCCCAAUGAAACAUUAUCUCGACUUUCCUAUAGAUCACCAGUGAAGGAUUAAGCCAUUAAAAUUGUUAGAUCAUUGACAAAAAUCUUGUCAACGCAAUUCACAAAGCAUUGUUACUAAAAUUGCUGAAAAUGAUUCGCGAUAAAAGGAUCAUGAAUCUAUUGAGUAAAUCAUCUCUGAUUGAUCGAUGAACAAGUCGUCGUCGAGAAGAGGACAAUCUGUCGUGAGAUGAGUCACCACCUCCUGAGAGCAUACUAGAUGCAAUGAAGAGUCUCCUCUUGCUGCACAAACCUGAGGAUGAAGCUCCUUAACAUGCGUCCCACCUCCAUCUAGCUCCUCUCCAUCAGGUGACAGCCACUAGAGAGUCACAAAGUCAUUUUUUCGCUCUGCUAAGUGACAGUUGCCGGAGAUAAUUUGAUGAUCCAUUUUAUUGAUCUCUAAACUUCACAUAGACAUCUAGAGAUUGCCCACAUCGUCCUUGUCCAAGGAGAGCCUUUAAGGCCGUGGACACUACACGACAAUCUUCCCGAAUACUCAAAAUUCUCAUACAUCAUCGACACAUUAUUGCCAUGACGUUGGAAUUUUAUUUUUCUACUUUCAACUUAAUUUUUACUUCAUUUAGUGAUACUUUGUGUGAUUUAAAUUUACCAAGCUAUAUUUGAUUCAAUUACGAUUUUUCUACCUUUUACAGAUCUUAAUUUGAUUAAUUAGAUCAUUUGUAAUUGCUUACACAAGAAUCACUAGGCAUAACUUUGUUCCUAUUUCAUUUGCGUUUGUCAGGCACUGACAUCAUCCUAACAUCCGCACCCUUAUUUCCUUUUUUCACGAAUUGAAGUAUAUUUUAUUUUCAUUUCUCAGUAUAAAAUUCAUAAAAAAAUUAUAUUCUUUGAGAAAAAUACUAAAAAGUUACCUAAUAUUAUAUUACAUCUCUAUGAUCGACUUAAAAAAUUACCACUAUUUUUGUAAACUUAAUUGAAUUAUAAUUAAUAUAUUUGUUCAGAAAUACUUCUAAAUAUCUAAAAAUUAGUAUUUUCUAGUUUUAUAAUUUUUAAAUUACGUGAUUUACAAUACAACGACUAAGUCACGUCAAAAGGUUUUUCACCUUCCUAUGGAGAUCAAACAUAAGGCUUAUUAAGUUAUAAAGAAUCUUAAUCUUUCUUUAGAUGCCAUAGGUAUGCACCGUAUGUUGUAAUUGCAAGAGCUUCAAGAAGUACCCAAUGAGAUGUACGAGAAGUCUCUAAUUUACAAAGAAAAAAUGAAGGCUUUUUAUAACAAGAAGGAGAGCAGAAAGAGUUUUCAUGAGCAUCAAAAAGUUUGGCUUUACAAUUCUCGAUUGAAACUAUUCCUCGAGAAAUUAAAAUCUAGAUGGGAUGGACCAUACCUUGUGAUUAAAGUUUUUGACUAUGGUCCAAUAUUAAUUGCAGAUCUAAAACUAGUAAAAAUUUUAAUGUGAAUGGGCAAAGAUUAAAACCUUAUUUAGAAAAUGAACCCUCCUUCUUUACCCAUUUCCACUCAAUUAUAUGAUCCAUCCAUUGAACCUCAAUCUUCUUAGAACUUUCCCUCCAUGAUGUACUCUAAGAUGGCAUAGCUUUCUUUUCCACUACAUUCCAUUUUUAUUAUUUUUCUCUAUCCUUUGAUAUUUUUCUUGAGUUUUUAUUAAGCGAACAGAUCCAGUGUUCUAGAGGAAUUGCAUAUCAUGAUACAGAUUAAUACAAAAGAAAAUCAGAAGGAUGAAGAGUGAAAAUCAGUUUGCACAUUUAAUGCUUUCUCCUUUUUCUCUUAUAUAGAUAUAUUGAGGACAAUGCGAAUGGUCAUUUGGGGGGGAAGAAUAAAUGCACGAGGGUGAAUACAUGAGAUUACAUCAGGUGCUAUAGUGCUUAUAACUAAAUCAUGAAGUUCAUCAUCUUUCAUGGUGCAUAUAACCCACACUCCUAAAUUGAGAAAAUCUACUUUGGUCUUCUGCCGGAUUUAUGUUAUGAAUUCUUAUUAUUAGCUAUGAGUAGUAAAUUGAAUCUUUCUCUUUCUUGAUUAGUAGUCAAUCAAAAAAAAUUCAAAUUAUUUGAUGCUUUUACAAAUCAUUAAUCAUCAUUAAACUUGAGACAAAAGAAUAAAACAUGGUAAAGAUUACACUAGAAAAAAUAAAAUAAAAUUGUAGUAGCACCUUAGCUGAUUUCAUGGGGCUUCCACAUGUGAAAUUAUGAUCAACAAGGCUUACAAAAUACUUCUUGUAAUGAUUCUUCUAGCUUUUACAAAUCUUAAUUUGGCUAACAAAAUUGUCUAUAAUCGCUUAUGUAAAAAUCACCAGGUAGAACUCUAUUUCUACUCGGUUUGCAUUCAUUAG
Molecule: messenger RNA, 7733 nt
Organism: Spirodela intermedia
Lineage: Eukaryota; Viridiplantae; Streptophyta; Magnoliopsida; Alismatales; Araceae
Source: the annotation of a GenBank genome assembly